This is a messenger RNA of Ricinus communis (castor bean), 4251 nucleotides long. RefSeq names its product PH, RCC1 and FYVE domains-containing protein 1. The coding region runs from base 496 to 3816 and encodes 1106 amino acids. Lineage: Eukaryota; Viridiplantae; Streptophyta; Magnoliopsida; Malpighiales; Euphorbiaceae. The record is from RefSeq and is a predicted model, not a curated record. The transcript has 9 exons. Gene Ontology annotation, molecular function: metal ion binding.
ACUUCUCUCACUCAGUCAUUAGCCAUACACUGUCUGUCUUUAAGCUUUCUCCAAUUUAUUUUUUUAAUAUCAAUAUUAUUAAUGUAAUCUCUCUCUUUCUCUCUCUCUCUGACUUGCUAUAGUUAAAACACUUUCUCUCUCUUACUCUCUCUCUCUCUCUGUCAUUUGUACUUAACAAACUGCUAAUCAGAUCAUACAAACAGUUUUUCUUUUUAAUGAUUGUGAUUUUCCUUCACUUUCUCGACAUCCAAACAAUAUAGUUUCCAGCUCCCAAAUCCCUGGAAACUUAGAUAUUUUUCAGUGUGUGUUCAAUCAUCACUUGGGCAACUACUGUUAGUUGCUUGGGAAUUGAACUAGUGCGAGCUGGAAUAGAGUGAUUCUUGAUGGUGGAUUUGUUAUUACUGUUAGGGUUUGAGAGGUUACUGAAUGUGCUCUUGAUGGGUUAAUAGAUGGAAAGAGAAAUAAAUAAAUAAAUUGGUUGUGGUGGUGGUGGUGAUGUCUCGAACUGAUAGAAUGGCCUCGGAUCUUAGUAGAACUGGCCCAGUUGAAAGGGACAUCGAGCAGGCCAUCACUGCUCUAAAGAAAGGGGCUUACUUGCUCAAGUAUGGGAGAAGGGGAAAACCCAAGUUUUGUCCUUUCCGUCUUUCCAAUGAUGAGUCAGUUCUGAUAUGGUUCUCAGGGAAAGAGGAGAAACAUCUUAAACUAAGUCAUGUUUCCAGAAUAAUAUCUGGGCAACGCACUCCGAUCUUUCAAAGGUAUCCACGACCUGAGAAGGAGUACCAAUCCUUUUCUCUUAUAUAUAACGAAAGAUCACUGGAUUUGAUCUGCAAAGAUAAAGAUGAAGCGGAGGUGUGGUUUAGUGGUUUGAAAGCACUAAUUACGCGUAGUCAUCAAAGAAAAUGGAGAACAGAAUCAAGGAGUGAUGGAAUUCCAUCUGAAGCAAAUAGUCCUAGGACAUACACUCGUAGAAGUUCUCCUCUGAACUCUCCAUUUGGUAGUAAUGACAGUUUGCAGAAGGAUGGAGAUCAGCUUCGUCUUCAUAGUCCAUAUGAAAGUCCCCCUAAAAAUGGUCUGGACAAGGCAUUUUCAGAUGUGAUAUUAUAUGCUGUUCCUCCCAAGGGCUUUUUUCCCUCAGAUUCUGCUAGUGCUUCAGUACAUUCUUUGUCAUCUGGUGGCUCAGAUAGUGUACGUGGGCAUAUGAAAGCGAUGGCAAUGGAUGCCUUCAGAGUUAGCCUAUCUAGUGCUGUUAGCUCGUCUAGCCAAGGUUCUGGUCAUGAUGACAGCGAUGCCUUGGGAGAUGUCUUCAUUUGGGGGGAAGGAACAGGGGAUGGUGUCCUAGGAGGUGGAGCUCAUAGAGCUGGAAGUGGCUUUGGUGUAAAAUUGGAUUCCUUAUUGCCAAAAGCCUUAGAAUCAACUGUAGUACUUGAUGUUCAGAACAUAGCUUGUGGUGGAAGACAUGCAGCCUUAGUUACCAAGCAAGGAGAGGUUUUCUCUUGGGGGGAGGAAUCAGGAGGCAGGCUUGGGCAUGGUGUAGACUCUGAUGUUUUACAUCCAAAGCUUAUUGAUUCCCUUAGUAAUAUAAACAUUGAGCUUGUGGCGUGUGGUGAAUACCAUACCUGUGCUGUAACACUUUCUGGUGAUUUGUACACUUGGGGUGACGGCACUUACAAUUUUGGUCUUCUUGGGCAUGGUAAUGAAGUAAGUCACUGGGUCCCAAAAAGAGUGAAUGGGCCCUUGGAAGGCAUACAUGUCUCAUCCAUUUCUUGUGGACCCUGGCAUACAGCAGUUGUAACCUCUUCCGGGCAAUUGUUUACUUUUGGUGAUGGUACAUUCGGUGUUCUGGGUCAUGGAGAUAGGAAAAGUGUUUCAAUUCCAAGGGAAGUGGAAUCCCUCAAAGGUCUUCGCACUGUACGAGCAGCCUGUGGUGUUUGGCAUACUGCUGCAGUUGUAGAAGUCAUGGUUGGGAAUUCAAGUUCCAGCAAUUGUUCUUCAGGAAAGCUGUUCACUUGGGGAGAUGGAGAUAAAGGUCGACUUGGGCAUGGUGACAAGGAAGCAAAACUGGUUCCUACAUGUGUUGCUGCUCUGGUUGAACCUAACUUUUGCCAAGUUGCAUGCGGACAUAGUCUGACAGUUGCACUUACAACCUCAGGCCAUGUCUACACGAUGGGCAGUCCUGUUUAUGGCCAGCUAGGAAACCCCCAAGCUGAUGGAAAGCUACCCAACCGAGUUGAAGGAAGGCUCUCUAAGAGUUUUGUUGAGGAGAUUGCUUGCGGUGCUUAUCAUGUUGCAGUCUUAACUUCAAAAACAGAAGUCUAUACCUGGGGCAAGGGAGCAAAUGGACGAUUAGGCCACGGGGAUACUGAUGAUAGAAAUUUCCCAUCAUUGGUAGAAGCCCUGAAAGACAAACAAGUGAAAAGUAUUGCUUGUGGCACUAAUUUUACUGCUGCUAUCUGCCUUCAUAAGUGGGUUUCUGGGAUUGAUCAGUCUAUGUGCUCUGGUUGCCGCCUUCCAUUUAAUUUCAAAAGAAAACGGCACAACUGUUAUAAUUGUGGACUGGUUUUUUGUCAUUCAUGCAGCAGUAAAAAGUCUCUUAAGGCUUCCAUGGCACCAAAUCCCAACAAACCUUUUCGUGUCUGUGAUAAUUGCUAUAGUAAAUUGAGGAAAGCAAUUGAAACUGAUGCUUCAUCUCAGUCUUCUGUGAGCAGACGAGGUAGUGUCAAUCAUGGGUCUAAUGAGUUCAUUGAUAAAGAUGAGAAGUUGGACUCUAGAUCACGUGCUCAACUUGCUAGGUUUUCAUCAAUGGAAUCCUUGAAGCAGGCAGAAAAUAGAUCUAAGAGAAACAAGAAACUGGAAUUCAACAGUAGCCGUGUUUCACCUGUCCCUAAUGGAGGCUCCCAAUGGGGGGCACUUAAUAUUUCAAAAUCAUUUAAUCCUAUGUUUGGUUCAUCCAAAAAAUUUUUCUCAGCUUCCGUUCCUGGGUCACGAAUUGUUUCUCGAGCAACAUCACCAAUAUCGAGACGACCCAGCCCACCUCGCUCAACAACACCAACCCCAACCCUUGGUGGACUAACCUCACCAAAACUUGUUGUAAAUGAUGCUAAGAGAACAAAUGAGAGCCUUAGCCAGGAGGUUAAUAAAUUGAGAGCACAGGUGGAGGGUCUUACUCGCAAAGCCCAGGUCCAAGAAGUUGAGUUGGAAAGGGCAGCUAAACAGCUGAAGGAAGCAAUAGCAAUUGCAGGAGAAGAGACUGCUAAAUGCAAAGCGGCAAAGGAAGUCAUCAAGUCGCUGACUGCCCAAUUAAAGGACAUGGCUGAAAGGCUUCCAGUAGGAGCAGCCCGGAACAUCAAAUCUCCUUCCUUUACUUCUUUUGGCCCAACUCCUGCUUCAAAUGAUAUUUCUAGUGCUGCUGCUGAUCGUCUGAAUGGUCAAAUAGCAUCCCAAGAACCAGAUACAAAUGGAUUAAACAGCCAGUUGUUGUCUAAUGGAUCUACCACCACCAGUAUGCGUAAUUCCGGGCACAACAAACAAGGGCAUGUGGAAGCAACAGUCAGAAAUGGAAGCAGAACAAAGGAAACCGAAACACACCAUGAAGCUGAAUGGGUUGAGCAAGAUGAGCCUGGAGUAUACAUAACACUUACCUCCCUGCCAGGAGGUGUCAAGGAUCUUAAACGAGUGCGCUUCAGCCGGAAGCGGUUCAGUGAGAAGCAAGCGGAACAGUGGUGGGCAGAGAACAGAGCAAGAGUGUAUGAACAAUACAAUGUGCGCACGAUUGACAAGUCAAGUGUUGGUGUCGGGAGUGAGGAUUUGGCUAACUAGCACUUGAAGAAAUAAUUUUUAACUAUAUCCCUGUAGAUGAAAUCUUAUUCUUCAUUUUCGGCCCCUCGUACUGGGAGGCAAUCUUCACCAAUUAGGUUUGGCUUACCGAUUGGACUCGGCUUCCAUCCGUUUCGACAAGUAUAUAGAAGCAAAUACAGCUAUAACAGAGUGAAACAGAGGGGUUUGAUUGUGUUUUCAUUUCUUUUAACCCUUUUUUUUUUUUCUCUCUUUGAUUUUUCAUGGUUUAAUCAAAUUUUUUUCCCGUAUAUGUACGGUGUGUGAGGGGGGUUGAGGAUGAGAAAUGUAAAUUCUUAGUAGGUUGCUGGCUCUUGUUGGAAAAAGCAGCUGCCAUGUAAAUUCAUAAAGCAAAAAUGCAUUACAGAUUUUCCUUUUUUCCUCUUUGGUUUAUAUAAUUCAGCUCAGGCUUGUCCAAAA